UAAUGAUAAAGCAAAGCGCACUCACCGAUUCAAAUCCCCAGCGAAAUCCAAUUCAUGGGAUUCAGAACCAUUACCAAACUUACAUUCUCUUCCUCCAUCCUUCAUUCCUCUUCCGCCUUACAAAUCAGACCGCUGGGGAAUCUCACUUCCACACGUUCCCGGAGCCGUCAUCGCCGGCCUCCCAUGGCCGCCGCCGCCGCUAACCCGUCAUCCACCUCCUCAUCCUCCUCCAACCCUUUUAUUUUCUCCCCCGAUUCUCCCCCUACACUUCUUCUCACACCCCAUCAGAUUAAGCUUUGUUCCCAAGCUCUUGAGGCCUUCACGGACAAGCUCCAGAAGCCUGAUGUCAUCAACCAGGAGUUCGCACGAUUGCAGGCCAAGAGAAUAACUGCAUCUGGUAUGGGGAGAAGAUGCUCUGUGGCACUUGACAAAGUCAACGUAUAUAAAAAUCGUUACAUGGAUGUAUUACCCUUUGAUGAGACUAGAGUUGUACUUGACUCAUGUAAGGAUUACAGACCUUCUGCAAGGGGUUAUAUCAAUGCUAGCUUUAUUUCGACUUCCUCCUCAAAAAGCCUUUCUAAGUUUAUUGCCACUCAAGGUCCGUUACCACACACUUACGAGGAUUUCUGGGAGAUGGUAUUUCAGUAUAAAUGCCCUGCAAUCUUGAUGCUUACUCGUCUUGUUGAUAAUUACAAGAUCGAUAAGUGUGGAGAUUAUUUUCAGGCAGAAGAUGGUCCUAGAGAUUUUGGUAAUCUAAUUGUUGUCUCUAAAUGGAUAAAAUCUUCCAACUCCUCUCUUAUACUGCGCCAUUUGGAGGUGAUCCAUAAAGAGUCGGAAGAAUCUGUGGCUGUUCUACAUAUUCAGUACCCACAAUGGUCUGACCAUGGAGUUCCUAAUGACACACUUGCUGUUCGUGAAAUGUUGAAGAGGCUGUAUCAUUUACCUCCUGAUCUUGGCCCAAUAGUGGUGCACUGCAGUGCAGGUAUUGGAAGAACCGGAACAUAUUGCGCAAUUCAUAACACAAUUCAGAGAAUCCUUAUUGGAGACAUGUCUGCUUUAGAUCUUGUCAGUACCAUUUCUUCAUUUAGGUCCCAGCGAAUUGGAAUGGUUCAAACACUGGAUCAAUACUUUUUCUGCUAUAGAACUAUUGUUGAUGAACUAGAAGACCUUAUAGCUGUUCCACAGUAGAGGCUCGAAACGUUCUGCAGGAUAUCGUUUCCAACCCAAUGCAACUGCUCGUUAAUCUUUUGAAUGACAGGCUAACGAUUGAAUAUAUGUUGGGUCGGGAUCUCACUGUUUUAGAUGUAUAAAGAGUUUGCUCGUUUUUAGCUCUCAGCAUUGAUGAAAUCAGCAGCUGUGCUUCCAGGAAGUUGAUUUUCUUGAGCAACCGAUUAUGAACAAUCUUAGUUCCGUUAUAGAGAAUGGGCUAACCAACUAAUUUUCUCUUAUGGUGCUCACCAUUGAUCAUUUCAAUAAUUGCUUAAUUGAACAGAAUUGAACCAUUAUGAAUUCAGGCAUUGAAUUUUUGAGCUUCAAAUAUUUUGUAGCAAACAUAUGCCACCCAAGUCAUUGUUCUUGGGUUUAUUGGAAUUCCCUUGCUGGAUUAUCGUUACAAGUUUAUUAUAUCCUUCAGUUUGACAAU
This is a messenger RNA of Cucumis sativus (cucumber), 1642 nucleotides long. RefSeq names its product protein-tyrosine-phosphatase PTP1. The record is from RefSeq and is a predicted model, not a curated record. Lineage: Eukaryota; Viridiplantae; Streptophyta; Magnoliopsida; Cucurbitales; Cucurbitaceae. The coding region runs from base 55 to 1188 and encodes 377 amino acids. The transcript is spliced from 9 exons. Gene Ontology annotation, molecular function: protein tyrosine phosphatase activity. Gene Ontology annotation, biological process: protein dephosphorylation.